Messenger RNA from Pecten maximus, 8046 nucleotides. Its product is annotated as BAI1-associated protein 3-like. The transcript has 33 exons. The record is from RefSeq and is a predicted model, not a curated record. The coding region runs from base 155 to 3814 and encodes 1219 amino acids. Lineage: Eukaryota; Metazoa; Mollusca; Bivalvia; Pectinida; Pectinidae.
UCAAAGUGCGACAAUUGAGCGGUGAGUAUCGGUGUGUACAGGGCUGUGACUAUACAGUUACCUGUGGCAGUAUUAACUGUUGUUGGGACUUAAACGGAAGAGGUACUAGGACAUCAUACUCGUAACUAGAGACUAAAGUCUGCUCUAUCCAGCAAUGGAUGUUCCAAGCAGUCCUGGUUCACAUUUGAGAGUCAAGUCUCCACACCGACAUAGAAGGCGUCACCAUUCUCCCAGUCGUACAGGAAGCGGAAGUGAUUUGCGUCAGUCUAGACAGGUGACCGUAGUGACCAAUUCUGGUAAACAGGAAGGAGAUGAGUUUGAACUGCCACCGAGAGAUUAUCAAAAUCCAUUGGUACAGGAAUCGGAUGGAAAUUUCUUUGAAAGUUUCACAGCGUUGUCAUGGAGACAGGCUAACAAGAGAUUACGUGCAACAUCGGAGGAUGGUCACGACCGACACCCACCGUCAGAGGCACAGUUCGCUGUGAAGCCGAAAUCUCAGCAUCUUACAAAGAAUGAGUUUGAGCUUCUGUAUAUCGAAGUCCUAUACACCAUCAAACAUAAGAUCGGGACAACAGCAGGCGGACACUCGCCAUUUAUACAGGACUUGUACCAGUAUGCACAGGAAGCGUUCGGAAUCAGUCCGGAAGACCACGCCCACCUUCUGGCUAGAGCUACAGAGGAAAAGCCUCCUAUUGUCGUCGUGAAUAUAACAGUGAUCAAAGCGAAGGACUUAGAAGCCAAAGAUGCUGAUGGAUUCAGUGAUCCCUAUUGCAUGCUCGGUAUAUGGCCAGGUCGGCUGCAAGAUGGUGAUGUUUUCUCAGACGAAGACGAGCAAACAAAAUCUAAGGAAAAGAAAGGAAGCAUUACUCGGAAACUGUCAAUGCCCGGAUCAAAAAAGAAACGAGACAAAUCGGCUCGUGACGUCAUUCCGGCCAAAUAUAUCCGGAGUACAAAUGUUGUUCAGAACACACUUAAUCCGGUAUGGAACGAGAGGUUUAGAUUUGAUUUGGAAGACGUUCAUUCGGAUCGACUUCACCUGGAUAUAUGGGAUCAUGACGACGAAUUCUCUGUGAUCGAAGCAGCUAAGAAACUAAAUGAAGUUAAAGGUUUAUCGGGACUGGGUCGAUACUUUAAACAAGUGGCCCAGUCGGCCAGGACAACCAAGUGUAGUGGCAGCGUAGACGACUUUCUGGGUUGUGUUACAAUAGCCCUUGAUGACAUCCCGUCCACGGGAAAGGAGAGAUGGAUCUCUCUGGAAGGCCGAACAGCUCGGUCCAACAUACAGGGGGAGAUCAAGCUGAAGCUAAGUCUUGCUACGCGAGAGGACCGCGGAAUACCGGAGGACGAUAACUGGACUGACGUUCGUCAGCAUGAAGACCUCAUGUCCGUGUUUGUUCAGCACGAAGUCAGAAAAAUGGACGAUUCUCCAUCUAAAUGGAGGGGAGACUUGCCGAAAGCAGCUAUGACGAUCCUUCAUCAGCAUGCAAUUCAGGGAGAUGUCACAGAUGCCCAGCAGGCAAUGUGUAAAUGGAUAGCGUACAGUCGGAAACACAUGGAACAUCAUUUCGACUACCGGAUACUUCUCAAGCUUCUUGGCGAACUUGAUCGCUUAUGGACACCAGAUUCGUUCUCCCGGGAAGAGGAAGAAUGUCUGGCUGAAUCCUUCAAACAAUUCAAUCAAUAUUGCCUUAGUCUGCUUAGUAAACAACGAGAAGUGUUCCCAACAUCCUGUAAACAAAGCAUCUCUCGACUUGAAGCCAUGAUGCAAUGCCUGGCAAACGUGUACAGUAUAGAUGUAUUCAGACGAGUUUGUCCGUUUGAAAAGGAACUACUGCCGGAGGUCAAGGUAGCAAUAAAGAAAGGGACCCAAGAAUGGUACGAUAGAAUAAGUCACCUUAGGCAAGCAAGCUCAAAGUCAGGUGACCACGAAGAGGACAUCAUACAAAGGCUGAUCGAAUUAACCAACCACCUGAACGCUGAUUUGGUAUCCGCUUCGCUAACCUACAACCUGCUAUAUGAACAAAUUUUCAAAGUAAACUACUGUGAUACGACAUAUCGCCAGCUGGAGAAAUGGCUUUCAGCAGAUGUAUUCAAAGGCCUACAGGAAGAGCUCGGAGAGGAAUUCAAUAAGGACUUGAGACAAACGCUGAGUAAAGUAGAAUCCCGAUCAGAGGAGGCUUCCACGAGAGGUUCAAGCCUUAUUAUGGGAACCUGUUUAUUCGAACUGUACUUGGCUUUGCAAGAAUUCUGCAAUUUUCGUGAAAAUUUACCAAAUGGAGAUCGAAGAAAUGUCCAGAUUGUACGAUAUUACCAGUGGUUCAGAUUUGUUGUGGCCAAUUGGAUUGAAGUUGCCAGACAAAAAUCUCUUCAGAGAAUCGUGAAAGCUGUGGAACUCGACAAGGUAGCCGAAGUAAGUGAGGGUACGAAGUAUAGUACUUCAGCGGUCGAUGUGUGUUGCUGCUUUUCACAGAUGACCGAAUUUUGGAAGCAGUUGAAUUGGCCAGAUCUCCUGGAUGCCUUUCCAUUAGUUCAAAAAUUGGCAGAGGACAUUAGCAAGGGCGCUGUGAUGUAUGCAGAUAUGAUACACCAGAAACUAAAAGAUGAAGGCUAUUACGACGAGGUUGGGCAGUUUGAUGUCACUGAACAGCUCUGCAUUACAAUAAACAACAUAGAACAGGUUCGCCGAGCCUUGAAGCCUCUUCCUGAGAUGUUAAGAUUCGCUGACAUACAAAGAGCUGUCGAAGCAAGCAACGGUACUGGAAAAGGCUGCAAAUUUAACCUCAGUACCAUCGUCAAGGAGGCAGACGAAUGUAUGGUGAGGAAAAUCAAGACAGUCGUCGACCGCGUGGCAGACAAGAUGAGGCCAGAUAUAAAGAAGGACGUUUUCCACUUAAACUGGGCACCAGAAUCGGUCCCUGCUGACGAUGCAAUCGGGGACUUGCUUACGUACCUUGACAGCAACUUACUGACUAUGAAUAAGAAUCUGCUCAAGACAAACUUUGACCGAAUUCUGUUAUCACUCUGGAUGGAAGUCUUGGCGGAAUUCAAAGAGACUAUUUUGAAAGAAGAACCGAGGCAACCGAUUCUGUAUAAGAGAAUGUAUGACGCAAUAGAGCUACUAGUCGACUUUUUCUAUGCAAACGAAAAAGGCCUGCAAAUGCAAAAGAUUCAGUCUGAGCAGUACAAGGAACUGAAAGAGUUACUUAGCCUGCACAAACUCAACACAUUCCCGCUGAUAGAAGUUUUCUUUGACGAGAAAUUACAACAACAGAAGGAAUGCACGAGCAAGGAGUAUGGAAUUCUCAACGUAAGGAUGUGUUACAGACAAGACUCACAGUCACUCCUGGUGGAAGUCCUUAACGCGAAGGAUGUUAUACCGCUCGAUGCCAAUGGUCUGAGUGAUCCGUUUGUACUUCUCCAGCUGUGCCCAGAACACGUGUUCCCAAAUGUUACGAUACAGAAAACGAAUAUUGUGAAAAAGACAUUGAAUCCAAUAUUUGAAGAAACGUUUGAAUUUGACAUCACUCCCGAGCAGUGUCGCCACGCUGGAGGCGUCCUUGUGAUGACGGUGAUGGACCAUGACUACGUAUUCCAGAACGAUUUUGCUGGGGAAGUGUACGUCAGUCUCUCGGAUCUGCCUGGCGUAGAGGAGGAAAUAUCAGGAUUCGACGCCUUAAGCAUCACAUCAUUCCCCAUGAUGCAACCAAAACACAAAGAAAAUGGGGCAUUGGACGUGUUAGCAGCACGGAGCUGGGAUAAGGAUGCAGAUGAGUUUGUCAAGAAAAGGAAGAAAGUUGAGGAACAAGCUGUUUGAAGGAAAUUUAUCACAUAAAUCGAAUUCAUUAAAGCUACAAAGUCAAGAUUAUGCUGGCAAAAUAUUCCAUAAGAGGAAUAGGAAACCCACUUGGAUUGGAUACGGCAAUGAAAUCCACUCCUCAAAAAACCAAAGGAUAUUUUGUCGCGGAUAGAAUGGCCAUCGCUCUUCAAACAUCCUAAACAUUUUGUCAAGAUAAAACUAGAAACUCGCAAGAGGUGAUGACGGGAAAGUUUUCUUAGAGAUGAAAUUAAUCCAAAACGGUUCAGAUUUUUAAAAAAAGAGAGUUUCUAAUAUCUUUUCACAUAAAAUGCCUUACGACUUUUUCUUGAAAUAACAAUGCCAACGCCAAUAUGAAAUUAAAAUUUCCAAGUCUGUCAUUUACCUUUUUGGAAUAUUUAAAGAGAAUAUAUGCAAUUGGCAGUUACAGAACAAAACACUUCCGCAAUAAUUAUCAUGCUUUUAUUUUUACUUUUGAGAUUGUUAAUUCUUUAAGAUUAUAUUUGACAUUUAAUUGGCGGUUCAAAUUUGUUUCAGACAAAUCUGUUUUCUGAAAGAUGAGAUUUGUAUCAUCUUCUGAAUACCUGAAAAAAGUUGUUUGUGAUUGUUCUGAUUCAAUACAUUGUAUUAGUGUUUACAUGCGAUUGAUGUUAAUGUCAUAUAUUUGUUAAGGAAAUUUUACAGAUACUUUCGACAAGGUACAAAUAAGUAUGUCAUAAUAUUGUCAUAUGUCCUAGAUCUGUAAUUGAAAUUUAAGAAUUAUUGCUCACUGAUUGCUUGAUGAAAAAGUUAAAUAUCCCUGUUUAAAUGACAGACACUAUUAGAUCUAAGUAUUUAUUUGCAAAUUAGAACCAUUCAACUGUGUUGACUUUGCUCAUUCAAUGAUGGACGAAGCACCUAAUACAGAAAUCUAUUUAAUAUUAAGAAAAUAAAAUAUCCUAAUUGAAAAAUUGUAAAAAGGCUAGAAAUGUGAACUUCGCAGAAAUUUUGCUUACAUGGUUGUAUGAAAUUUUGAAUUCUUAUUUGAUAGUUAUCAUGCUUUUAGAUUUAAUUUGCUCAGAUAAUUUCCAAUAUUAUGCCUAACGUGAUGUUGCUAAACACGGACCAGAUAAAAUCAUACAGUAUCUUAGAGAAAUGAAAAGUCCUUCUUAUUCGAUUGUUAGAUAGCAAAAUCUAUAAAUUGUGCUCAAUUAGCAAAACGUUUCUUGGUAACUCAGAGAAAUCCACAACUCUCAAUAUCUGAUAUUUUGGAAAGUUUGUAAAUGUGACAUUUUAAUUCACUACUUUGAAGGUGUAUAACGCGCCAGUUUAUAUCUUAUGCAAUGUUCUAGUCCGUUAAACCAGUCCUAAUUAGUGACCAUUAUAUAGCAGGUUACAGUGAAUUGACAUGCACUUUACAAUAUCUUAUUAUAGACUGAUGUUGACCAUUGUUUAUGUUUGAUGUAAGAACAUACAUUGUCCACGUGUGUAAUUACAAGGUUCAUCUUAGCACAUAUAUGUAUUAUUUGUGGCGUAAUUAAAAACUUCGCGCAUUGUCAAAUUCCAACAGAGUAGCGCGAUGAGGAAUUAGAGCACCCACAUUUUCUGCAAUAGAAGUUGCAUAUAAAAACGGAGCACAGUCUUGAUUUAGCGCGAUGCUUUCGGCGUAAAAAUGACAUUUCCGUUAAAUUAUGUAUGUUUCCAGAAUACUACAGCAUUUAACACUACAUCCAAACCGGCAAUGCUUCAUCAACCAUAGGAAAGUAUCAUUUUGAUUCCAUUUUAUGGAGCAUGUAGACAUAUACAAUGAAACGUCGUUAAAAUAAAAAAAUCAGCCAAUGAUCGCAUUGCAUUUAGAUUGAGGUUGCGAUAUACCAAGUUAGAGUUACCGAUUACAGAGGUACAUUUAUAUUCAGACACAAUCUUCAUUUUGAACGGUGCUUCGGCAGGAAAUGUCUUAGAAAUGAUUUUAUAACACGCAUAGCUAUUCUUUACAAACUUAAUAAACGCUUUACUAAGAGAUAUAGAGCAAAUAUGACAUCUUUCUUUGGAAUCUAGUACUGCAUCAAACCAUGAUAUCAUUUUAUUUCGGAAUUUAUGCAUUGCUCCUUUGGCGACAUUUCACUGUAUAUGUAAGUAUUAUGUGUAUUUAGACAAGGUGAUAUAACAAUGAUCACGUAUUUUCAUUAUGUGUAUUUAUCAUCAUGCACAGGGAUAACGAAAUGCCGCACUUUGAAAAUAAUAUCUAAGCGUUUAUUUUGUUGUGAUUCAUUAUUGCCAUAUGUUAUCAUAAACAUCUUGUGUUGAGUAUAAGUUCUUGCAAUUGACUCACAUGCUUGUCUAUCGUAUAAUUGUUGAUAUAUAAUAUGCAUUGUGAAAUUGUAAAAAGUCUUCUUGCUUUUUUGGUAAAUAUGUAUUGAGGCAAUGUCUUAUUUCACGAAAUUAUUUUUAUUAUAUUUAAUGAUAAUUUGAGUACUUAAAUACUUCAUCAAUUAAGUUUGCAAUACGGGGAUUAUUUGAGUGACGUUCAGCGAUUGAUUUUACAAUUACAUUGAUGAAAAAGCAUUACAUUUUGCGGAUUAAUGCACGGUAGAAUUUUGUCUUUGUGAAAUUAAGAAUUAACUUAUUCAUUCCCCUUAAAGUAAAUGGCUAGAUUACACUUCAGGGGCAACAGAUAGCGUAAGUAUCAUACAAUGAGUAAGGUAUGAUAUAAUGUCCUGUCUGUGUGUAUUUCAAUAUAGGCAAAAUACAAAUAGUCUGCGAACAUGUCGCUUUAGGCACAAUCUCGAAAAUAAUCAUUCGCAAACAUUCAUAUAUAUUACUAUUUGUUCAAUAUAUUAUAACAAUUAACAUCUAGAUUUAGAUUUUAUCUUCAUAAAUUCAGUUCAGGCACUUCCAAAUUUUUAUAAAAGCUUGCUGCCGAAUAAUCAUAUUUCGCGGUAAAUAUAAUUUCCAGAUAAAUCGCAACGAGGACGUUGAUUUUUUUUUGCAACAGAUAAACAGCAGAUUGUUUAAGAACCGUUCUAAAUAUUUUAAUUUAGUGUUUAUGUGAAAAAAUAUAUGUCUACUUUCUGUAAUUUAAAUAUUUGAUCAACCUAAUGUUGCCUUUUAUUCCAUUAUACACGUUAUAACAUUGUUAUAAUAUACACCUACCGUUUCAUUAUCACCAAAACUUGAUCCUUUAUGCGUUGUCAGCACUUGUCAAGAGUGAAAAACAAUGUUUCAAGACUUGUACAUCAAAAUAAGAUUUUACAUCCUGUAUGCGUUGUUAGCACUUGUCAAGAGUGAAAAACAAUGUUUCAAGACUUGUACAUCAAAAUAAGAUUUUACUAACAUUUAAAGAUAUCUAAUUAUGUUUGUAAUGUUAACUGUAUGGUUAUUUAGUCAUUACGUAUGUAACUUUUAAAAAAUUAUUUUUAAUUGUUCACUACGAAUGGUAAAUGGUAAUACAGCAUUAACAGUGUAAGGGUCUCAAUUAAAUAUGAAAGACAAACAGAAGCGUGUAGCUGAUAUCACAAAAACAAAGAUGUCGGACACCUAGUAAACAAGAUAUUACAUGUAUCAAACAGCACCUUGUAUACAUUUAAUUAACCGCUUCAUCAAUAUCGAUUACAUUACUUUGAGUAGACAUGUUUAGGGCCUGCUAUUCUCAUGAGUGCCAUAAAAUAAGUAUUGUAUAGUGAUACUGUAGCUUAUAAGGAUAUCACAGAAUUCCAUAAUUUGUGCUGGGAGUUGUAAUUAGAUCGUAUUAAAGUAACAAUUGUAAGACACUAUUCUAUAAAUCAACACCACAAUUGAUUAUCUGAUAAUUUAGCUGCAGCAAAUCUACAUAGAUUUUAACUUCUCUAAGAUAUAUUAAAGUCACAUUUUGUGAAAAUUAGUAAUAAUUCAUAAUCCGAUUGGAAAUAAAAAUAAAAUGACGGCAUCAUUGAAAUAUCUUUAGUUAAAGUCAAUCUACAUCCUUGAGUCACUAAUUUUUAUGUAUUUUUGUACCCUGUUUUUAUGUGUUCAAUUUACUUUUCCCAUGCAAGUCAACGUUAGUCAGACCAGCGUAUGCAUAUCUCAAAGCAGGUAAUAAUUUGUGAUUGAUACCAAUAGAUUUUUAAAAUACGAAUGAUAUCGUACAGUACAGGAGUGUUUCUACACUAUGGUGAUUCAUUACACAGUUUAAUUUUAUCAUACAUGUACAUGUGUAUUACAAAGUUCUAUGUGUACCCGUUUUGUGAUUUUACAAAAUAAAAUAUUUCUUUGAA